This is a messenger RNA of Lecanosticta acicola, 1569 nucleotides long. The record is from the annotation of a GenBank genome assembly. NCBI's taxonomy places the organism in Eukaryota, Fungi, Ascomycota, Dothideomycetes, Mycosphaerellales, Mycosphaerellaceae.
AUGGCUCUAAAUAACGGCAAUAGGGGCGGCGUAUCACUCAGACCGCUCUCGCCAGACACUGACAUAGAACAUACCCCAUAUCAGGAGCUUCCGUUCGAGUGCACAUACCCAGAAUGCCCCCACCGCUUCGAGACCCUCAAAGGCAUGCAGCGCCACAAGAAGUACUAUGCCGAUCACUACUACUGCAAGAGAUGCGACGUGGACUGCGACAGCUGGGAAGAAUUGACCGCACACAAGGUCGACAACAUGGCCCCUUACGUGGAGGGCAAGAUACAGCCGACACCCGAUAACAUGCCAGACCACAUCGUCUGCGAGUUCUGCGGCGAGGAUUUCAAGAGCUUUGGAGGGCGCAAGAUCCACCGAGAGCGCAUGCACGAGGCCGACCAGAACGUCGGCUGUCCCGGCUGCGGCCAGACUUUCAUCCGCGCAGCGAACAUGAUUGAGCAUAUCGAGGAGGACCACUGCUCUGUGAUUCGCCGGAUAGACUUCAUCCGCAGUAUUCACCGGAAGUGCAUCAUCAAGCAGAUCAUGAAGGACCCGCACAUCUUCCGGGCGAACCUGGAAUUGAAUGAAAUGUCACAUGCGCAGUACGAGAGUGUGCUUGACCAUUCUGGGUAUGAGCACAAGGGGCAUCAGGAAGGUCGUGACAUGCUGCUGGAUCAGUAUGAUGAUGAGCAAGAAGGUGGGCACAAGGCAUUGCAACCGGAGGUCGACUUGAUCGACAUGAAGGAUCCGUAUGAGGUCAAGCAAGACUGGCCUGGCUUGCCCAAGCAGCAGGAGUCGAAUAUGUCACAGCCCAGCCUUUCCAACGCCAUGAGCAAGAUGUCGCUGAAGUCUGCAAGUGCUAGCGGAAGCUCGAAGCUAUACCACCGUGAUUCUGCGGCUGAGGAUGGUCACAAUUCCUCGCAGUCCAGCAAUAAGAUUGCUGCGUGGGGGGGAAAGAGCACUUCAAAGGCACUCUUCCCCAACGCAAAGCCCACACCGCCUCAACCUGGAGACUACGACGCCAUUCUGCAGCAUCACGCGCAACAAGCGGCGGCCAACGAUGCCACCAACGCCCUCAAAGUCGACUUUUGGGACCCCCAAGCCGAAGGAUACAGCGCCCACCGAUUCUACAAUGCCUUGAUCCAGAAGUACUGCUGUCCAUUCCCCGACUGCACCGAAACCACAAGCCGGAUGCCGGCGGAGUACGACACUCAUACGGAUCUCGAGCAUCACAUCGUCUUGGCUCAUACCAUGCGCGUCCUCAAUUGCGUGAACUGUUCCAAGCGCUUCCGGUCUGUGGCCGGGCUGGUCGCUCAUGCGGAGAGCACGAAGAAGUGCGGCAUCGCCCAGAGCAAAGAUUUCAAUCGAGUGAGUCGCCAGCGCGCCUUGGCAAUGUUUGAUGUGCGCAUUACUGAUCCGGGUUUUUAGUUCCUGGAUGACAUGACCGGCGGCUUCUUGACGAGCCAUGAGAAGCACGUCCCCAAGAUCGUUCGGCCACCCACAACAGGCACGGAACUCGUCAAGGCCGGAGAGCGCCCGGGUAUUCACAAGAUCGAAUACGUCGGAACGAGGCCGGGCUUGUGA